Molecule: messenger RNA, 969 nt
Organism: Owenia fusiformis
Lineage: Eukaryota; Metazoa; Annelida; Polychaeta; Sabellida; Oweniidae
Source: the annotation of a GenBank genome assembly
UGGGAAACCAACAGAACCUAGCACUGGGAAACCAACAGAACCUAGCACAGCAAAACCAACAACUGCUAAGACCCAAGGACCAACAAACACUCCAGCACCAACUCACCCAACAGAUCAGAACGGUUGUUCCUCGAGCCCUUGUAUGAAUGGUGCUAGUUGUGAGCCUAGAAGAGGUUUGUUUAUGACUCAAGAUGGCAGAGACUUCGAUUGCACUUGUCCUGAUGAAUUUGAGGGUGACUUCUGUGAAAAGAAGAAAACUGACUGCAAUUUGGUCGAAUGUCCUGUAUUUAAAUGCAAAGAGGGUGUAACUUUGUUCACACCACCCGGGGAAUGUUGCCCGCGUUGUGGAGAAGAUUGCAGUGCUGUUCGCUGUGCCAAUGUAGAAAAGUGUGACGAUGGAUCUCUACCUCUUGUACCACCAGGAAGAUGUUGUCCCCAGUGUCCUACUCCUGCGACACCUACACCACCUCCACCAGCAUUUUGUGUUUAUGAAGGAAGGCGGUAUCCCUUCGGAGAUUUUAAGACUAGAAAUCCAUGUUUACAUUGCUCUUGUAUGGAAGAGGGGGUAAUGUGUUACUCAAUUACGUGCGACGUGCCCGAGUGUGCAGACAACACACAGCCUAUAGUAAAGGAUGGCGAAUGUUGUCCUAGUUGUCCAGAUAAACCAGACUCUAUGAAGCUGCAAGUGACUGGGAACCUUGUUAAUUCAAUGACAGGAAUGGGAAUGCCAAAUGUACCAGUCUCAUUGGGAAGGAUGGAAAUGGGAGGUGGUCAUACCUUAAUGGGUAUGGGGAACACUGAUGACAUGGGAUAUGUUACUACUUUACGGACAAAGGAGCCAUUGGAGAGGGGCAGAGACUAUUUCCUGUAUUUCAGCACUGAGUAUUCCUUUGAAUAUGUACAGUACCCUUUUAUACAGGUGUUUUUCCGACAUACUGGCCAGAAGGACAUGUACCACUUUACGGUUGU